AUGUCAAGUAUGUUGCUGGGUGCAAAGGAUGAAGAGCUGAGCAAGCCGUUGCUUGUCAGCAGCGGUGCGAAGCCAUGGUGCCAUAAGGGUACGUGUUUGGGCGUGGCUUUGGCAAUGGUCUUUGCUUGCACGGUAGGUGUGGCAGUGGGGCAGCAGCCCCUGCUCAAUUCCUCAAUCAAGAAGAAGUUGGUGAUGCUUGUUGCCAUGCAGGACAAGUCAAGCAUUGUCCAUGGAAUUGAGGGCACACCGAACUAUGGCCACCUGACAUCUUCUGACUUUCCAAAAUCGCGUCCUUGGGUUUACCUGAACUUCGUGGAUUGCAUGGGUGAUUUCUGGUUGUGGGCGCCCAUCAUGACAACCUUUUCAAGCACCGUAUACAAGAACGAACAAAGGCUUUGUUAUUGUGCCUAUAUCAAUAGCACAUCGGCUGCAGAUGCUCAGCACCGCAACAAGAUAGUCAGCUGGUGUGUGGAGGAUUAUCAGGGGAACAGUCACGCAGCUGAAACCUGCUUUGCAGACGUGUGCCCGAGCGCAGUCCAGAAGUGCACGGACCCCCCCUGCUUCUAA
Symbiodinium sp. CCMP2592 is the source of this 567-nucleotide messenger RNA. NCBI's taxonomy places the organism in Eukaryota, Dinophyceae, Suessiales, Symbiodiniaceae. The record is from the annotation of a GenBank genome assembly.